AUGGAUGGGCUGUUUUACUUUGACCCUGUGACCUUUUACCAAGGGGUCGCUUUUCCCUUUGCUCUUCUGUUUAAUUUUCUCUGUGCCAUGGAUUCAUUCUCCAUCACUGCCAGACACAUCUUCCUCAUCCUGGGAGGCUGCCUGCUUGCCUGGAUGGCCAUGGCCCAGUACGCGGUGCUAGUCUUCAUCCCUGCUUUCUGUGCUGUGGCCCUCUUCCAGUCCGUCCAGCCAGAGAAGGUUCACUGCUGGACGUUCUCCUUCCAGAUGACCUGGCAGACCCUUUGCCACCUGGGACUGCACUACACCGAGUACUACCUUCAAGAACCUCCCUGCAUGAGGUUCUGUAUCGCCCUUUCUUCCCUCAUGCUCCUGACCCAGAGAAUCACCUGGCUGUCUCUGGACAUCAGUGAGGGACGAGUGGUGGUACAGGAAGCCUGGCGAGGCCCCCGCCUCCUGUCCUUCUGCAGCUAUCUACUCUUCUUCCCGGCACUUCUGGGCGGUCCCCUGUGCUCCUUUAGGAGGUUUCAGGCUCAAGUGAGUCGGCCCGAGGCACAGUGGAGGCCGCCGUCCUUGGGCCCUGCCGCCAGGAGGGGCCUGCUGCUCCUGGGGCUGCAGCUGCUGAGAACCUGGGUGAGGGGGCUGCUCGGAGCCGGCGGCAGCCUGGCCGACUGCCACUGGCUCGGCUGCGUCUGUGUCAUGUGGACCACCGCCGCGCUCUUCAAGCUCACCUAUUACUGUCACUGGAUCCUGGAUGAAUCUGUCCUCUGGGCAGCAGGCUUGGGCCCGGACUCCGACCCAGCCCUCCACGGGGAGGGGGACGUCUCGGACGCAGACAUCUGGACCCUGGAGACAACGCACAGGCUCGCCCUGUUCACCAGGACUUGGAACCGCAGCACCACGAGGUGGCUCCGGCGGCUGGUAUUCGAGCGGGCCGAGGCCUGGCCGCUGCUGCAGACGUUCGCCUUCUCCGCCUGGUGGCACGGGCUCCACCCGGGCCAGGUCUUUGGCUUCCUGUGCUGGGCGCUGAUGGUGCGAGCCGACCACCUGAUUCACGGCUGUGCCAAGGUGCUGAUCGCCUCCUGGCCGGGCAGGCUGCUCUACCGGGCCGUCACCUGGGCCCACACGCAGCUCAUCGUGGCCUACAUCCUGCUGGCGGUGGAGCUCAGGAGCGUCUCCGCGCUCAGGCUGCUGGGGGCCUCCUGCAACAGCCUCUUCCCGCUGGUGUCCUGUGUGCUCCUGAUUCUGUUAGCAGGGAGGGAGAAGCGAGCAGGAGCCUCCCCGGCCCCUUUCACCCAAUAA
This is a messenger RNA of Vombatus ursinus (common wombat), 1299 nucleotides long. Its product is annotated as ghrelin O-acyltransferase-like. Gene Ontology annotation, molecular function: serine O-acyltransferase activity. The transcript is spliced from 3 exons. Lineage: Eukaryota; Metazoa; Chordata; Mammalia; Diprotodontia; Vombatidae. Gene Ontology annotation, biological process: peptidyl-serine octanoylation; lipid modification. Bases 1 to 1299 code for a protein of 432 amino acids. Gene Ontology annotation, cellular component: endoplasmic reticulum membrane. The record is from RefSeq and is a predicted model, not a curated record.